AUGCAGGAAGGCGGUUGGAUACGCCGCAUGUUUGAGGUCGGUAUUGCCCUGAAGGCGCAGUACGGCGAGGACAGUGUGUUUGACCUGUCGCUGGGGAAUCCAAUCAUGGAACCGCCGCCCGAAUUCCACGAGGAGCUGCGCCGAAUCGCUCAAAACCCGUCGCCUGGUAUGCAUCGCUACAUGCCCAAUGCGGGAUAUCCGGAAACCCGGCAGGCUGUAGCUGAUACGUUGUCGGGCGAAACGGGACUGCCGUUUGGAAUCGGCGACAUCGUGAUGACCUGCGGGGCCGCCGGAGCCGCCAACGUGGUGCUGCGUACGAUUUUGAACCCCGCGGACGAAGUCAUUAUUCUUUCGCCCUUUUUUGGAGAAUACGUCUACUACAUCCAGAAUCACAACGGGGCGCCGGUCAUCGUGCCCACUGAUGCCGAGUUCGGCCUGGACCUGGAGGCGAUAGAAGCGGCGGUGACCGAGCGGACGCGGGCGAUCAUUCUGAAUUCGCCGAAUAAUCCGUCUGGUGUGGUUUAUCCGACCGAAGAUAUCAAAGCGCUGGCCGACCUGUUGAGACGGGCCGAAACCCGGUUCGGUUCCGAGAUUUUCGUCAUCAGCGACGAACCGUACCGCAAAAUCAUAUACGACGGGCUGGUGUAUCCGCAGGUGUUUCCGCAGUACGAACGCACCAUAGUGGUUAAUUCCCACGCCAAGGACCUGGGAUUGCCCGGUGAACGGAUCGGUCACAUCGCGGUGCACCCGGCCUACGGCGGCAAAGCCGAACUUGUGGAUGGCCUGGUGUUCUGCAACCGGGUGCUGGGAUUCGUAAAUGCUCCGGCAUUGAUGCAGCACGUAGUGCGGGCCGUGCAGGGCGCGUCGGUCGACGUUGGGGAAUACCAGCGCAAACGCGAUUUCCUGUACGAACGCCUCACUGGGAUGGGCUACGAGAUCGUCAAGCCGCAAGGCGCAUUCUAUCUGUUCCCCCGCUCACCAUUGGAUGACGACGAAGCCUUUGUUGCGGCCCUGCAGGAAUAUAACGUGCUGGUGGUGCCUGGCAAAGGAUUCGGUACGCCGGGUCAUUUCCGAAUCUCCUACUGCCUGGACGACCGGGUGUUGGAAGGCUCCAUGGACGGUUUCGCAAGAGCGGCGGAGCAAUAUCUGCGCUGA
Molecule: messenger RNA, 1155 nt
Organism: Geodia barretti
Lineage: Eukaryota; Metazoa; Porifera; Demospongiae; Tetractinellida; Geodiidae
Source: the annotation of a GenBank genome assembly